UGAACGCCGAACGGCUCCCCAAAGAGCUUCAUUCUCCUCGCCUCCGCUUUUCAAUUCUAUAUUGGACGAGAGUAUCUAUGGCUUCGGCAGCUACUCAUUUCUGUUGAAUCCGACUACAUAUCCCCUUUUAUCUUCCUUUCCUCCCCUCCUCCCCUAGCCCUCUGGGCUCACCUUCCUCGACCAUGGCCACCUUACUCCGACGGCCAGGCAAUCUUGCUCGAUACUCGAGGAGAGCCGCAGAAUGCAUCCAUCGCGCGGGGCCACUCUCUGCGCAUGCUCCGCAAUCGAAACUCUCUUCCCUUAUCACAGCGCACCGUAUCAGAUCCUAUGCCACAGAGAGCCCUGGUGGCCCGAAACCUCCGAGCGACAAGGACGGUGAAAAGCCAGCAUCAAGCCAGCCCGGGAACGAUGGUGGUAACAAUGGAGGCAAAAAGGUGCCCGAGGAGCCCGAAUCGAAGCUCACGCCCGAAGAGCAGAAGCUGGUGGAUCAAUUUAUGAAGCAUCUUAAGGAUCGCGUGCCCAACUCACAACAUCAGAUGCUGGACGAUAUGCGAGCGGUGUUGAUGAGCGAAGGGCUACCUCCGGAAGUCAAGGACUUUAUCAGAGAUCAUGUUCAGUCCGGUCGACCGGCAUCUUUAAUGGACUAUGUUAAUCUGACACGUUAUAUGUCAAGGCAUCUGGCCGAUUACACCGCCAAGAUGAGCGAGUUGGAGCAAAAGAGAAGCCAGGGUGGCGACAAAGAAGGCACAAAAGAGGAACAGCAACAAAAACAGCAAAAGGGACAGGACCAGUCAAAUAAGCCUCCAAACUUCAGGGUUUUGGAGCUGAAAUUUGAUCCCGCCUCGUUCCUGAUUACGUCUCUCAUUUCAUACUAUGUAUACCGCAGCUUCUUUCCGGGUGAAAGUACCAAAGAGAUUACAUGGCAGGAUUUCCGAGCGAACUUCUUCGACAAGGGCCUGGUCGAGAAGCUCACCGUCAUUAAUGGUAACCGGGUACGCGUUGAGCUGAACCGUGAAGCCGUAUCUCGAAUGUACCCCGACUCCCCGGCUGCCCAGCAAGGCUUCGUUUAUUUCUUCAGCAUCGGAUCUAUUGACAGUUUUGAGCGGCGACUGGAUGAAGCUCAAAAUGAACUGGGUAUCCCCAGCUCCGAGCGCAUUCCCGUUUCCUACCAGGACGAAGUGUCGUGGGCUGGAACUCUUUUGACUUUCGGCCCUACUCUCCUUUUGAUGGGCAGUUUCUUCUGGCUGUCGAGGCGUGCCGGCGGUGGAGGCGGCCAGAGCGGAAUCUUCGGUAUUGGAAAGAGCCGGGCUAAGAAGUUCAACCACGAGACAGAUAUUAAAACCAAGUUCGCCGACGUGGCUGGUAUGGACGAGGCCAAGGUAGAGAUCAUGGAAUUCGUCAGCUUCCUCAAGCACCCGGAGAAGUUCCAGAAACUCGGUGCCAAGAUCCCUCGCGGUGCAAUUCUCUCAGGUCCUCCCGGUACUGGUAAGACAUUGCUCGCAAAGGCAACCGCUGGUGAGUCUGGCGUGCCUUUCUUCAGUGUUAGCGGUUCGGAAUUCGUUGAGAUGUUUGUUGGUGUUGGUCCUUCCCGUGUUCGUGACCUUUUCGCCAACGCCCGGAAAAACACACCCUGCAUCAUCUUCAUUGACGAAAUUGAUGCUAUUGGUAAAUCGAGAGCCAAGCAAAGCUACGGUGGUGGAAACGAUGAGCGCGAGAGUACACUCAACCAGAUUCUUACCGAGAUGGACGGUUUCAACACCUCUGAACAGGUUGUUGUGUUGGCCGGUACUAACAGACCUGAUGUUCUCGACAAGGCCCUCAUGCGACCUGGACGAUUCGAUCGACACAUUGGUAUCGACCGACCUACAAUGGAUGGCCGCAAGCAAAUCUUCCAUGUCCAUUUGAAGAAGAUUGUUACUAGCGAAGAUAUGGAGUAUUUGACAGGCAGACUUUCUGCUCUGACUCCUGGGUUUGCUGGUGCUGACAUUGCUAACUGCGUUAACGAGGCAGCAUUGGUUGCUGCCCGUGAGAACGCCGACAAGGUCGUCAUGAGACACUUUGAGCAGGCCAUCGAGCGUGUUAUCGGUGGCUUAGAGAAGAAAUCUCUUGUGCUCUCGCCUGAAGAAAAGCGCACAGUUGCUUACCACGAGGCUGGACACGCUGUCUGUGGCUGGUACUUCCGCUGGGCUGAUCCGUUGCUGAAGGUUUCGAUCAUUCCUCGAGGCCAAGGUGCUUUGGGAUACGCCCAGUACUUGCCAGCAGGAGGUGACACGUACCUGAUGAACGUCAACCAGCUUAUGGACCGUAUGGCCAUGACUUUGGGAGGACGAGUUAGCGAAGAGUUGCAUUUCGACACCGUUACAAGCGGCGCCAGUGAUGACUUCAACAAGGUUACUCGUAUGGCUACUGCUAUGGUGACCAAGUUUGGCAUGUCGCCCAAGCUCAAGUACAUCUACUACGAAGAAGACCCUAACCAGCUCCACAAACCCUUCUCCGAGGACACUGCCCGAGACAUCGAUACCGAGGUGCGCCGCAUUGUCAGCGAGGCAUACAAGCAAUGCCACAGCCUUCUUACCGAGAAGAACAAGGAAGUCGGCAUCGUCGCCGAAGAGCUCCUCGCCAAGGAGGUUCUCAGCCGUGACGACAUGAUCCGACUCCUUGGUCCUCGACCCUGGCCCGAAUCUGGCGAAUUCGCCAAGUACUUCGACGGCCAAGGUGGGAAAACCAUCGCACCCCCUGAACCUCCACAGACAAAGGAACAAACUGAAGGCAAGGAUGGAAGAGACCAAACGCCUUUCCCAGUAUAGAGAUGAAACUCAGGACAGGAAGUUACGGAUGGCGAUGGGAGAAUAACAUUUGGGUUUUGUAUUUAUGUUCGGAAGCAUCUCCUUUCUUGCUUGUUUCUUGUUUGUUACCCCCUCAAUUGUUCCAUUCUAUCUUGUUGCCAUAAAUACUAGGGUCUUUUGAGACUUGUCCUUUUUCCCUCCGUUUUCUCUCUCUUCAUUCUCAUCUCCAUCUUUCAUCUUAUAUCUUCAGUCCAAAACGUCUGGUGUACUGUAUUGUAUAGUAGCUAGGUCAUUUCCUAAUCCGUUUCAUACAUCUUAUUUACCAUGCCGUGCUUCUAAUAGAAAGCAAAUUAAAUAGAUUGUUAAAUAACUAUUUGACAUAUAUAUUGAAA
This is a messenger RNA of Aspergillus wentii DTO 134E9, 3178 nucleotides long. Its product is annotated as ATP-dependent metallopeptidase FtsH/Yme1/Tma family protein. The coding region runs from base 183 to 2807 and encodes 874 amino acids. Gene Ontology annotation, molecular function: ATP hydrolysis activity; metalloendopeptidase activity; ATP binding. The transcript is spliced from 2 exons. The record is from RefSeq and is a predicted model, not a curated record. NCBI's taxonomy places the organism in Eukaryota, Fungi, Ascomycota, Eurotiomycetes, Eurotiales, Aspergillaceae. Gene Ontology annotation, biological process: protein-containing complex assembly; mitochondrial protein processing. Gene Ontology annotation, cellular component: m-AAA complex; membrane.